AUUUUUAAAAUAAAAGUGAUUGUUAUAAAAUAAACAUAAAAUUUACCUGUCAAUUCUCAGCUUACCUCUCUAUUCUCAGUUUACCAGUCAAUUCCUAGUUUAGCUGCACCGAUCUACCCAAUGGAAUAUAAAUCGGUUUUCUUACCUGGAUCUUUUAAUUUUUCAAAUCAAACACUUGAUUGGGGACAAAAUGACUUAUUGGCAUACACUUCCCUCAAUUUAAUUAUAAUUUUUGACGUUAACUUACAAAAUGUUGUACAAGUGUUAAAAUGCAAUGAAUUAGUUGCAAUGGUUAAAUGGGGACCUAUAAAAAGAGAUAUGGAUUCAUCUACAAAACAUAAACAAAUUUCAAGCAAUGCAAUGAUUUGUUUAUCAGUAGAUAUUGAUAACAAUAUAAUAUUAUGGGAUGCCUUAUUUGGGAUAAAAAUAAUUGAAAUUAACAAUCAAACUCUCACAAAAAUUAAAAAUUAUAAAAUUUUGGAUAUACAAUGGAUAUUAAGGUCUUUCAAAGUCAAUUCCGAAAAUUUGAUGGCGUUGUAUUCUCAAAAUAAUACUAAGUCAAAAUCUCAUUUGGUAAUUUAUCAUGCUUUUAAUGGAACCGAGUUAUGGAAAAUCGAUUUUGCUGAGAAUGUUCAACAUUUUGCAUUUGAUCCUUUUGAUAACUCAAGAUUCAUCAUUAGCGGACAAGGCUACAUAACUUUGUACUUAGAUUUCGAUCCAAAAAAUUCGUAUUCGUCUUCUAUCAAUUCUGACGACCCAUUAUUCAACGCUAAGGAUCCUCAACUCAGAAGGAGAAAGCCCAUAAAAUUUUUAAUUUCAUCAUAUUCCACCAAUAAAUCAGAAGUCAACAAAACAAUUAUCAAUAGCAAAAGCGAAAUUUUGGACACAUUAAAAAGAUCAUCUAAUGAAAGAGUGGAAUUAGAAAAUCCAUUUUCUCAUGACAACAAUAUAAUUCCAUGUAAAUCAUUUCCUAUCGAAAGAGACAUUGCCACGAUGAAAGAGAUGGACUUUAAUCAAAAACCUAAAGACGACGAUUUAACUAAAACUGCUAUGCCAACCAAAAAAGAAGAUCACCCAGAACAAAACAACAUUUUGGAUGAUAAAAAUCGCUAUAUUUUACCCCGUCCGAAUUCUAUUUAUAGUUUGCAACACGGAACAGAUCGAAGUUCUAUUUUGACCGAUUUAAAUGAUAGAUUUAAUCAUUUGACCAAUCUAAAUUUCCGUUUUUUGGCAUCAAAUGCACCUUCUACGUGUUCGGAUUCUUUGAAUACCAAUAAACAAAAAUUUAUUCUGAAUCAACCUGUAAGUUCUUCGUACAAUACCCCUAAAAAUGACUGCAUAGGAAUAUUGUGGAGUCAGGUAUUAAAGGACAUCAUAUACUUAGCCUACCCUACAGAAAUUGUCAUGUUAAUGUUAACGACCACUCAUCCUACAUGCCCUAACUAUAAUUUAGUCAAUUUGGGUGCCCUGGCCACCAGAAAGAAGAAAAAUUAUAUGAAAAGCGUUAUUCUAGCUACCAGAGACAAUCCCAUUGUCAAAGUUCUAACAAUAUCGGGCACCGCGGCCUUCACUCAUUCAUUCAAUGAAACUUUGUUUGUGAUUUACGAAGAUGGAUCGAUUCGAGUAUGUUAUCAACACGAACUCGCUUCUUUCUUCUAUGCAAAUCAGAUCUAUUGUUCCACAUCUGAUAUGGAAGAUAUUUACAAUUUUAUGACCAAAAAAUUUGAAAAAGAAGAUAAAGAUCCCAUUUCAAUUGUGUCAUCUUUUACGGAUGCUUGUAAUAAUGCUGAAUACCUUCAUUUAACAAGUAAGUCCACUUUGUCAAGUGGACUUAAGCAUAUAAAAGUUCAUGGGGCUGCUAUAUCCCCAUUUUCUUGCAAUAAAAUUGUAAUCUUAAUAUCGACUAUAAAUAAAUCCAAAUCCAAUAAUGAGAGUUCUGAGUUUUUGGCUAAAAGCAAGCUAAACACCCAUUUGAUAGUAUGGGAAAUGAAUAUCAAAGAAAAAUACAAGGAUUUUUUCAAGCCCAACUAUAGGAAGAACAAUGUAAAACUCAUUCCUCAGCCUAAUAUUUUUUACCCUGCCGCUUCUGAAAUAUCAAGCGACACCCCAAAUAGAUCCACAACUAAAGAAACAUCUUUACAUUCUUUUUCAUACUUCAUAAAUAAAUUGGUGUCAAAAAGUAAUGGUUUUAUGCCCAGCGAAAACGACCAUUAUAUUGAGUUUUUGAUGACAGGUCUGUAUCAACAUUUAUCACCAAGGCCUAAGGUUAUUAGUAUUCUUUCCUCUCUAAUUGGUUUUGAUCAAUUUGCCAAUCGCUCGAAGAAUAUUAUUUUGGCUGUUGGUUCGGAGUUCGGAACUAUACAAAUUAUUAAUUUAUCUAAAAACACACUUAUAGCUGAAUUUAGUCACAUUCACGAAAAUCCUAUUAAAUUCAUUCAUUGGACAUCUAAUAAUACUCUGUUAUCAUUUUCACAUGAUAUACCUCAUUCGUUUAAAAUAGAUGGAAAUACUACAUUUUUUAAAAACGAUAUCAUAUAUCUAAACGUACUAACGGGUUAUAGUUACGGCAUAAGAUCUGGACAGAAAGACACUUCGACCGUUAAAUUAAUUAAGGCCUCAGCUUCCGGAGAUUAUUUGAUCUUAACAUUCUUGGACCAUAUUGCACAGCCUCCAGAACUAUGGAAUUUAAAAACGUUUACUCUGGUUAGGCGAUUUCCCAAAAACUUUCCCAAAAUAAUUAAUUUGUCAUGGUCUAACACUACCGCAAGCGAUUCGGAAGAAUCUUUCGCCUUUUCUGAUCGGUCUAACCGCGUUUUUCGUUUCUCACUUUCCCAAAACGUAGUUCGAUCGGGUCUUCAACUUUAUCCUUCUUCUUUCACUUCAACUAAUAGUGGCGGAAACAAACGCAUGCACACAACUUGGCAAUCCUUAGCCUUUCAAGACGGACCGGCUCCAUGUAUGGUUUUAGCGUCUCGAGAUGGAACAAUAAUGGGUGUCAAUGUCAAAAUACCUAAAAAAGAUGUAAGAAUAUACGAGGCACAAGCCGGCACCGGGGUGAUAUGGGUUGAUUUUGCACCAGCUAAUCUAAGCAAAAAAACGGAGAAAGAUAAUAAAGUUGGCUUAAACGACGACUAUAAAGGAGCUCUUCGAAGAGUCUUAGCUCGUACCAUGAUGGGGUUGCAAGUUUGGGACCUCCUUGAGAAUGUCUUAUUAUUCGAACAUUUAAACACGUCACCAUUCGAUACAAUUAUCGAUGUUCAAUGGGUUAGUUACGAUCACAUUGUAUAUUUAACUCACUCCGGGGAGCUUCGAUUAACCAAUUACACUUUGAGAAAUAUCAAAUCAUUUGUUAAAUCUAAUUAUACUCGUAAAAAUUUCGGUAAUAUUAAAAAAUUAUCAGAAGAUUUCCUUUCAAUAAAUUGCAUUGAAAAACAUUCAGCGAUUAAAACAACAAUGUUUCACCCAGUAUUAGAUAUAUUUAGUACAAUGUAUUCCAUUAUCCCCAAAUCUUCAAAAAUAUCUGUAAUGAACCAUGGACAAGGUUUGAAAAUAGAUGAUCUUACAAAUCCCAAUGCAUGCGUAUUUAAUCCCAGAAUAUCUUUAUUUUUGAAAUGGAUCAUAUGCAAUUUUUGUGACCUAAAUCAAUUGACAGACUCAAAAUCUAGCUUGUACACGUUCCUCCAAAGCCAUAUACCUUCCAAUAAUAAUGAUGAGGAUAUAAUUAUUUUAGAUAUUUUGAUUGAUUACAUUUUUAAAAUGCAAUUUUCGGAACGCAUUUUAUCUGAACAUAAUCUGACCUUAGAUAAUUCAACUAUGCAGCGUUGCAUUGUCGCCAGUUUAAACUUGUCCACCGAUCAUAUCGAAACAAAUUACUGGUUAUACGCCCUAGAAUGCAUAAUAAAUCAUGUAAAAAGGAACAAUCAGGACGCCCAAAAAGAUUUAUAUAGCGAUGUAUUACAAAUAUUGCCAUCUCCUUUCAGCUCAAUACCUGCAAACCAUUUAUCAAACAAUCAUCUUUAUAAGGCAUCGGAAACAUUAUAUCUUUUAUUGAGAUAUUUUUCUUCUCAAUUUUCGAAGUCCCCUCUGGAUGUAUCUAAACCAAGCCACAAGAAAUAUAAUAAUAAAUAUUAUGAUUUAUCACCAUUAGAUGAAAUUAAAUGGAUUGGACUCAAAGAUAUCGUGCUCAAAUACCUGCUGGAAUCAGAUAAACUUGGUUACGAAGCUGCUUUUUUUGCUUCUGUAUCCAAAUCCGAUAAUGAUUCUCAUGCUUCUAUAAAAUUAAUCGCAACCAAUUUAAUUGCUUCAGGAAAUUUAGAAGAUGGCCUAUCCAUGUUGGGGUGUAUCGGAAAAUACAUCGAUGCAUGUUUAUAUCUUCAAACCUAUGGGUAUUGGGAAAAGUCUAUUUGGUUGGCUAAGCUUACGUUGACAGAAAAGGAUUAUAUUUAUAUCGUGGAUAAGUGGGCCAAUCAUUUGGAACGUACCUCCAACAGUUCAUUGAUGAUGGCUUCUAUGGUUUAUUUACACAUUGGGUCAUUUUACAAAGCAUGUCAGGCUCUCAUUAAAGCACAAAGAGGGGAUAUGGCAUAUCUAUUGUAUAAAGGGUUGAAAGAAUUCGGUAUAAACAUAUUCGAAAGUCAAGAUGAUGAACACCUACAAUUCGAAGAAUUAUGUAUAAGUUAUGUCAAUUUGUUGUUACAAUCUGGAAACAAAAAAGCUGCUACUACUUACUUUAAUUACGCCACUUCUAAAACACCUAAAGAUAAUAAUCCUAUAAAAUCUUGAUAAAAAAGUUUUUUUUCCUGUUUCACAAAAAAUCUUAAAUUAUUAAAAAAUUAUUUAAAUAAUUAUUUCAUGCAUAGACGUAGCCAGGACUUUAUUAAAGCGAGGGUGGGGGGGGGGGGUUAGGUGUGUUAAGUUUUAUUGGAGGUCUUUAUGUUCACUUAUUAUAGUCGUUUGGCUAUUUUCGGUUUUUAUAAAAUUAUUUUAGGGUUUCAUUUUUUUUUAAAAAAAAUUUUAUUUCUAAAAAUUUUGAAUUAUAGUUGUUAUUUUAAAAGUUAUUAACUUUUACUGAUUUUUAUUUCAAUAUUGUAUACAUUUUGGAAUAGGUGGGGGGGGGGGAUUUUUAUUAGCGUAAAAUAAUAUUUACGAGAACAGGCAAGUUGAAGGGGGGGGGGAUUUCUUCUUAUCCCUCACUCUUGGCUACGCCUAUGACAUGCUCUAUUAAUAUUACAUAUUAAACUUUUAAUUAGAACAAAUAGGAAUACGACUUUAAUAUAAAAAAAUUUUUUUAUAUUUUACCGGUUAUAUUAAUUAUAACUUAUGAAUAUUGAAAAUAGCGCUUAAAGAACUUAAUCAACAUUAUGUAAAACGUCAAAUAAUGUUUGUAUUUUAUCCUAGGUCUUGACUUAUAUCAGUCCACAUUACUAUCAUGUAAUUUACUCCUAUAUAUUUAGUCAAUACAUGGAAUAUAGAAAAACAUUUCUUGUUAAAUAAUUAUAAACAACCCGUCCAAUUUAUUUUUUAUA
Molecule: messenger RNA, 5525 nt
Organism: Gordionus sp. m RMFG-2023
Lineage: Eukaryota; Metazoa; Nematomorpha; Gordioida; Chordodea; Parachordodidae
Product: WD repeat-containing protein 11-like
Exons: 27
Coding region: 121-4782 (1553 amino acids)
Cellular component (GO): cytoplasm
Molecular function (GO): protein binding
Source: RefSeq, a predicted model, not a curated record